GGGCUGCGCUCCCCGCAGUGCUCAAGCGUUGCAGGCGCAGAGACAGGAGGGGACGGGUGGAAGGAAGGGAACUUGGCUCUUGCACGCGCCGAGGUUACGCCUUCCCUUUCCCCGCCCCCUCCGGUUUCCCUCAGAACGAUUUCUUUCCUCGGGUGUUUUUUUUCCCGCCUUUCUUCACCUUCUGGAAUUUUCCUCUGUGUUUUUUUUGGUGGGGUGAAGCGGUUUCCUCAGCCGUUCCAACCCCGUUUUGUGUUUGAUUUCGGUUUGUGUCUCCGCCUUUCUCCGGCGCUUCUCUACUUCCCUCCACAGCCACCCACCCUCCCUUUUCUUGUCUCCCUUGGGAAGAGCCCCUCACAAUGCGCGCCACGGGGACCGGGACGGCUGGCACGGCCACCGCCAGCUCGGGGAAAGCGCCGCCGACCACGCCGGCUGACGGGGACGGGCGCUUCAGCGUCCUCAGCUGGGAGCAGGUGCAGCGGCUGGACCACAUCCUGGAAGAAGCCGUCCCCAUCCACGGCCGCGGCAACUUCCCCACCUUGUCGGUGCGGCCCCGCAGAAUCGUGCAGGUGGUUCGUAGUCGUCUAGAAAAGCAGGGCAUCACUGUCCACAAUGUGAGGUUGAAUGGCUCAGCAGCUAGCCACGUGUUGCACCAGGACAGCGGUCUGGGGUAUAAAGAUCUGGAUCUCAUUUUUGGUGUUGAUCUGAAAAGCGAGGAUAUUUUCCAGCUGGUAAAAGAUGUAGUGAUGGAUUGUCUCCUGGAUUUCCUCCCAGAAGGGGUAAACAAAGAUAAGAUCACUCCCAUGACUCUGAAAGAGGCCUAUGUGCAGAAGUUGGUGAAAGUGUGCAAUGAAACUGACCGCUGGAGCCUUAUAUCACUGUCAAACAACAGUGGGAAGAAUGUGGAACUCAAAUUUGUAGACUCUCUCCGGCGGCAGUUCGAAUUCAGCGUUGAUUCUUUCCAGAUCAUAUUAGACUCACUAUUGCUCUUUGGAGAGUGCUCAGAGAAUCCAAUGUCUGCAAACUUCCACCCUACUGUCACUGGGGAGAGUAUGUAUGGGGACUUUGAGGAGGCGAUUGAUCACCUGAGGAACCGAAUUAUAGCUACUAGGAAUCCAGAGGAAAUCAGAGGAGGUGGGCUUCUGAAGUACUGCAACCUCCUGGUGAGGGGAUUUCAAGCAAAAUCAGAAGUUGACAUGAAAGCCUUGCAGAGGUACAUGUGUUCAAGGUUUUUUAUAGACUUUCCUGACAUCGGGGAACAGCAACGAAAGCUGGAGUCUUACCUCCAAAGCCACUUUGUAGGAAUGGAAAGCAAAAGGUACGAUUGCCUGAUGACUUUACACAGAGUGGUAAAUGAGAGUACGGUGUGCCUGAUGGGACAUGAAAGACGACAGACGCUGAACCUCAUUGCCAUGUUGGCCCUCCGGGUCCUGGCUGAGCGGAACAUAAUUCCAACUGUCACAAAUGUGACUUGUUAUUAUCAGCCAGCACCAUACAUGGGGGAAAUAAACGUCAACUAUUACGUAACCCACAUGCAACCUCUUCUGCCUUGCAGUCACUCCUACCCAACGUGGCUCCCUUGCAGCUGAAUGCUGAAAAAAGCUCCAGUCUUUGUCUUCGCAAGGAGCAGAGGCUGUGUGUUCAGAAGAAAAGAAAAGAAAAAAUAGGUCUCUUGCGCUGAGUAUCUUGCUCUUACAUUGGAACUAUAAGUCUACUUAAUUGUGGGAAAUUGUGCAGUGAUAUGUCUAAUUACCAGAAAUGUUUACAGGAAGAAAAUGCUUGAGUUAAUGUAUAAGGUGGGUGGAAAGGAUUAGGUUAAAAGUAGAGCUGCACUACCUUAAAUGCAAGCUGAUUUUUUUCUUUCUUUCUUAGUGCAAGAAGCAUUAUGGGCUGUGCAGACUCUAUUUUUUUCUGAACAUAUUUCAAAGCGUUAAUUCCUUUUAAGGGACCAAAGAAAUCUUAUACAAGUGCCUGCAACCCAAAAAAAAAAAAAAAGAAACACUGUAAUUUUUUUUGUAGUGGCAGAAAUCUAUAUUGACAGCUUAGUUAUGGAUGUUUGCGAGGAAUUUUUGGUUUUAGGAUCACACAUUAAUUUAUGUCAAGGGAACUGAGGUAGGCAGAGGCUUUCCACAGCAGCCACUGUAACAUGGCUUGCUGUUUGAUGGACCAGCAGCACUGAUUAACAGUUGGAGCAGAGCUGGGAUGGGGAACUAAAUGGGGGUUCAAUUUAUAAUGAUAGAGAAUUUUUAAUGUGAUGGAUUAUGUGCCCUCAUUGCCAAGGCUACCAGAGGAAAUGGGAACUACCCUAAAUUAUUAUUCAAUUUAAUGUGCAGUGCCAAAACCCUAAUAUUUUAAUUCCUCUUAAAGGAAAGCCUGUAGAUCAGUAUUUUGCUGUGUGGAUCAAUAUAUCUUUUUCAUGCAAGGAGCAGUUAUUCCCAGGCUUUUAUAGCCUCUAGGACUGUCAAUGGUAUUAGAGUAAAAAUGAGCUGGACCAAAAACAUAAAAAGGUACAUGCAUAGCCUUUGUCCUGGUUAACAAAAAGAACCAAUUAGACCUUGGCCCAGAAGCCCUCAACUUUGUGUCUGAUAGCCCACUACAGUAUCUUGAGAAUUGUGCUUCUCUUCCUGUUGGGUGUCUGUGACUAUCUACUUGAUUCCAUGUUAGACUAAGGAAACAUUUUAACACUGCUUGUUAUGGCUGUGCAAAACUUUAUAGUCUUAAUUUGACAAGGUAUCAGUGAUGUAUUGAAUCAAGUCAUCAAAUUGAAGACUAGGCUUGAUGCGUUGAAUCAGAUGAAGUGAUGCAAUUUAGAUGACUUUUGUUUGAAUUGAACUUACAAAUUGGAUUAACACAAUUCACAUGUUUGAACUGAAAAUUCAAAUCUGAUUUAGAAAAAAAAUACAUUUGGAUCGGAUCUGAUUUGCACAGGUCCAUUGCCUUGUUUUUGCUUAUAAAAUUUUGAUGUAGAGAAAAUUCCUCAUGUCUUGCGCUUGCUACAGUAGAAUAAGUAACGAGACGAGAGAGCUGUAGACAACUGUACACAGGAAAUUGUUGAUGUCUUGUCAAAUUAGGCUUUGAAAUAAUUAUUUAUCCAGCACAAUAAUUCUUCCUGUAUAUUUUUUUGGAUUGCAUAGAAAUUUUACAACAUAUCAGUUCAGAUUAGUUUAUACCUUUUAGGAAGCUGGGGCAGCAGAUACUUUGUCUGUUGGACAUACCUGCUCUGUAAGGGAUACACAAAAUGCUCCAUGGUGUAUCUUUGAAGGUUGACUUAUUUGCUAAUCUGUUUUCUUUGCAAUCAAAACUGUACCUUGUUGGAGCAGACUAAAAGAAAGGAAAAUCAAAAAUAAAAUAUACUUGGAUUUUGUCUAGCUAAACACUCUGCCUCUUCCUGAGAGACAAUGAGUUGAGAUGGUAAGGCAGUUUUUAACUUCUGUUGACUUAUUGACCAAUACCUACCACAACUUCACCCACUUUGAUAUUUCUACAAGUUGUACAAGCUAAGAGAAACUUAACAAUUCUGAUAAAUUCAGUGCUGUGUAAAUAGAGUUCUUGUAUAUAUAGGUGGCUUUAGAUGAUCUCAUCUCUAUACCGGUGAAGACUUCCAUGAACAUGGCUGCAAUGCCUGAUGAUUAAGAGGGCUGCCCUAGGUUUCCUCUGCCACUUAAAGGAAGGCUUUGCUUUUCCAGAUUGUCUCCUUUGACAACCAUUUGAUAAUUCACAUUUACAAGGAGAGAAAUGGGUUUGCACUAGAACCGCACAGCUGGCUGACAGCAAUGUUUUUAGCUAAAAUGAUGGGUGAAAAUUUAAAUAGUAAAAAUUGUCUCUGCAAAAAAAAACAGAUAAAUGCUGUGUUUGGAGAAAAAAAGUUCUCCCAUGUAAUCAAGGGCUUCCUGGAUGCUUUUUUUAAAGCACUUUUUGCUGUAUGGGGAUAUGUGGUGAAAUAUAAGUAGAGGCUGCACCAGAUAUAUCUGCUGUGAUACUGCUGUUUUCCUUGUGUGCAUGAGAAUAUCCUGAAGAGUUUGACACUAUGAAUGGCACUUCUAGACUUGUGUUUGAAUGUGUUCUGCAGCUAUCAAAUCUGUCAUGCAAUAAGCCUGACAUACGAACUUUGGAUUCUUUAGAAUCUGUCACCAUAAAUAAAUACAAUGUAUUGAACUCUGUUGGAUUUACUUUACUUAAUCAAACAAAGGUACCAUAGUUUUAGUUUCUAAUCCUCAAUUCUCUCUUCGGCCUCAAACAAAAUGGAUCCAAAUUAGCCUUCCCCAACCUGUACAUUCUAGAUAAACUGGACUACAAGGAAAGGCUGUUUUAGGCCACCCAAAUUAAAAGGCUCCAGGAAUAAAGGUGGCUUUCAAAUGGCUAUCCUUUCUCCUCCUAAGGGCAUAAUUGGCUUUUGCAGAGUAGGUGGAAUAAAGUAGGGAACGCCAUACUGAAGUUUCACUGCAGUCUUCUGCCCUGUAACUUUGCUGAUUGCAUCUUCUGCUGAUGAUUGGAUGAUACUUGUCCCAGUUCAUAUAUGGUAUGAUCUGAGGCAGAGGGCUACCACUCUAGGGU
Thamnophis elegans (Western terrestrial garter snake) is the source of this 4551-nucleotide messenger RNA. RefSeq names its product terminal nucleotidyltransferase 5B (gene TENT5B). Gene Ontology annotation, molecular function: RNA binding; poly(A) RNA polymerase activity. The record is from RefSeq and is a predicted model, not a curated record. NCBI's taxonomy places the organism in Eukaryota, Metazoa, Chordata, Lepidosauria, Squamata, Natricidae. Gene Ontology annotation, biological process: mRNA stabilization. Bases 357 to 1586 code for a protein of 409 amino acids. The transcript has 2 exons.